AUGGGCAGCGACCUCACCUUCACCAACCCCGUCAUCCGCGGCUUCAACCCGGACCCGACCGUCUGCGUCGUGCCGGCGACGUCGACGACGCCGGCGCAGUACUUCCUCUCAACGUCGACGUUCGAGUUCUUCCCCGGCGCAGCCAUCUACCACUCGACCGACCUGCUCAAUUGGACGCUCAUCGGCCACGCCCUCAACCGGCGCAGCCAGCUGGACAUGCGCACGGUCGAGCCCGGCGCUGGCUCGUGGGCGAGCACGCUGCGCUACCGCCCCCGCGAGAAGCGCUGGUACCUUACCAACGGCGUGUUCCAACGGUACCGGCCGAGCGCCGACGAGCGCAUCUUCCCUCGCGGCUUCUACGUCUGGACCGACGACAUCUUUGACGAGGCCGCCUGGUCCGAGCCCGUGUAUUUCGACAAUCCGGGUUUUGACCAGGACCUGUUCUGGGACGACGACGGCUACGGCGACGGCAAGGUGUACCUAAGCACGACGGUGCGCAUGGCCCGGCGUACGCCGGGGCUCGGGUUGAAAGACUUCGCCAUCCACGUCUCCGAAAUCGAUCUGCCGACGGGCCGGACGCUGACGCCGCCCAAGGUGAUCCGGUCCUCGCCGUUCGGUGUGGCCGAGGGCUCUCAUAUCAUGCGCAAGGGCAGGUACUACUACCUGUUCACAGCCGAGGGCGGUACCGAGGCGGGCCACCAAGAGUGGGUGUUCCGGAGCACCGAGGGGCCGUAUGGUCCGUGGGAGGGCCAGGGCAAGGCCCUGUGGUACAACGGCCCGGAUGAGGAGGUCCAGCGCACGGGGCACUGUGAUAUCUUUGAAGAUGGGCGGGGGCAAUGGUGGGGUGUCCUGCUCGGGGUGCGGCCGGCAAAGAACCGCGAGGGCAAGUGGGCGGAGCCGCAGCUGGGCAGGGAGACGUUCCUGGUCACGGUGGACUGGGUGGACGACUGGCCUGUGUUUAACCGUGGCAAGAACGUUGCGUUGGAGACUGUCGGGCGCGAGCCUGUUGUGCAGGCGCGGACGGCGGGGCCAGACGGUGUUCGCUGGAGAGCUGAUCUGUCUAGGCCUGACCUGGAAUUGGGGUGGUAUCAUAAGAACACGCCAAUCAAGAAGUGCUACUCCUUGACGGAGCGGCCCGGCUAUCUCAGGCUGUAUGGCAACUGCUACGAGCUCACGAGCCCCGAGUCGCCGGCGCUGCUGUUGUGGAAGCAGGCCGGAUACAACGAGACGUUCCGGGCCAAGAUGAACUUUAAGCCCAGCAGGCUCGGUUACGAGUCGGGCGUGACGCUGUGGUGGAACCAGUACUCGUUCGCGUCCAUCGGCGUUGGCAUCGUGGAGCCGUCGGAAGAGGCUGCAGCGGCACAGACAGUUAUCGCGCGGCAGCCAACGGGAAAGAACGGCGAGCUGAAGGUCUCGUAUCCGCUGCUCGACUGCGGGUUGAUAUUCGGCGCCGAUGACGCUGUGCAGCUCACUAUCGACACGACGCCGACCGACUACAAGCUGACGCUGUCGGUUGGCGAAAUUGGCACCAGUGUGUCCUUUGACACCGAGACGCUAACCAUCUACCCACCCGUGGGCGGUGCCUUCGCCGGCGCCAUGUUCGGCAUCUACGCAUGUGGGAAGAGCGAACCAGUUUUAGACCCGGCAGACUUUUGGGACAUUGAGAUUGUCGAGCGGCCCUUUUGA
Messenger RNA from Parathielavia appendiculata, 1686 nucleotides. RefSeq names its product glycoside hydrolase family 43 protein. Gene Ontology annotation, biological process: carbohydrate metabolic process. The record is from RefSeq and is a predicted model, not a curated record. The transcript has 2 exons. NCBI's taxonomy places the organism in Eukaryota, Fungi, Ascomycota, Sordariomycetes, Sordariales, Chaetomiaceae. The coding region runs from base 1 to 1686 and encodes 561 amino acids. Gene Ontology annotation, molecular function: hydrolase activity, hydrolyzing O-glycosyl compounds.